Messenger RNA from Alosa alosa (allis shad), 2612 nucleotides. RefSeq names its product DAP3 binding cell death enhancer 1 (gene dele1). Gene Ontology annotation, molecular function: protein binding. The record is from RefSeq and is a predicted model, not a curated record. NCBI's taxonomy places the organism in Eukaryota, Metazoa, Chordata, Actinopteri, Clupeiformes, Clupeidae.
UUCGUUGGCUGGCAUAGCCGUCAAAAUAUCUCGUGACUCUUGCAUCUGAGAGAGUGUGGUAGACCUAUGUGAGCACACACAUUUGCUCUGUGAUCUUACGCACAGUAAUAUAGUCAUGGAACCCAGCUAGAACGUUCGAGUGAAUUUCGCUCUGUUUAGGGGUGAAAUACGCAGUGGAUUGACAGGAUUUGGGCAAUACCAGGAAGCAUGUGGCGAGUACAAGGCAUUGUCGGCAGGGUUCUGUAUCGUUGGCACAGCAACGCACCCCUUCGGCUGACGCAGGGUCCCCAUCGUGAGGAUGAAGUCAUUAACACCUCUAGCCUCCUGUCCACCAACUUCCACUCAGACAAAGACAAUAGGGAGGAUGGGGAGGAGAGGAGGAGGAAACGGACGUCUCAGUUCUACUACACUGGGCUGCCCCGAUACACAGCACUGGAUGCUGUGGGCUUGGGUGCAGCAGCGGUUCUCCUCAUGCAGAUCUGCAAACGGAUCCACUUGCAGUUCACUUCUGUGGGUGAGCAGAACCCCAGGCCGACACAGCACAAGGAACCGGGGCUCAUUCGGAAGUGUGGUUACCGGAUUCUGCUAGAAAUCAUUUCUAGACAGCAGGACUUGACAAGGCAUGUUCUGCCGGGUGCACUGAGCCUAAACCGUCAUAGGGGCGCGCUAAACACACUUGACCAAAGCUCCAGCUCCAGCAGCACAGCCUCUGAGUACUGUGACCAGCAGGGGGCACAACUGAGUCAAGAGUCAGCACUAUCAGAGGAGUCGUUUGCAGAUGCCAGCCUACUCCGCAAGAAAGCCAAACCUGAAAAGCAGAAAGAACAGAUUUCACAGGAUUCUCUCACGCCGGAGGAGAGACUGACGGAGGCUACAGAGAACCUGAAACAUGUGGCAGACACUAGCGUUCCAGUUAUUCUCAAUAUCAUUGGUCUGGAGAGUGCGAAGGCAGGUGAUUACGAGGCUGCGUUCUCAUGUUUCCUGGCCGCUGCUCAGCAUCGCUACAGUAAAGCCCAGUUCAACGUUGGCGUCUGCUACGAGAAGGGCAGAGGAGUCCAGAAGAACCUUAACAAGGCGCUGCAGUUCUACAGGCGAGCAGCAGCAGCAGGCCACAUGCAGGCUCAGUAUCGCUGUGCCAAACUCCUCCUGAGCAGCAGGAGGCAGCAGAGGGCAGAGGACCUGGACACGGCCAUCACAUUACUGCAGAGCGCCGCGGCCGCUGGCCUCACAGAGGCUCAGUUGUACCUGGGGGUGCUGUUCUCUCAGGAUUCCACCAGAGACGAGGGCAAGGCUGUCCAGUACCUCCGCAUGGCCGCACAGAGUGGGGACAGUGCAGGACUGCUGUACCUGGGUCAGUGUUAUGAGCACGGCAUCGGAGUGAAUCGGUGUCUGAGCACCGCAGCCAACCUCUACAUGCAGUCGGCAGCGGCAGGGAACCAGCGGGCCAAGGGUGUGCUGACCACUCUGUGUGAUCGAGAAGACCACGUUCUGCAUUCCAUCCGGUCUGCUCCCUGCUUUUCUGCGCUGGACGGGAUGACUUUAGGCUCGGUGCUUUCUGAUGUAUUCCGAGAGACGGGCCCAGGUCAACAACAGGUUUCUGAUUGGCCAGUCCAGCCUCUGCCUCACUCGUGGAGCACGGGCAGCCUUAGGGUCCCGCCUACUCACCUCUACCCACUCUCAAGUGCUGACAACGCAGCCAGCAAAUGGACCAUAGGAGUGGGAUAAAAUGUACUCACACAAAACACACACACACAAAACCACAGGCAUUACAUCCUGACACUAUCAAAACAGAGUGAACGCACACUACAGCUUUCAUCGCAGUUUGAAACAAGUGUAGAUUGUUUGAUUGACAUAUGCACACCUUACUCUGUAAAUAGAAACUUCUAGUGAAAUAAUACAUAGUUCUCAGCAUGUGUACACUUUGUGUUGACAGCAAACACACACUUCAUGUGAGAAAAGAAUUGGGCUAAAGUUCCCAUGUGUUCCCAAAGGAAAGCUAUUGACCGCACAUGUUUGGUCAUUUCUGUUUCAAAACAAUGGAAUAGGAUUAGAAGUGGUUUACAGUGGGUUUUUUUUUUUUUUUUUAAAAGCAGAAAGCGUUGUGAGUUCUGGAUGAUUGAAGAGAUGUGACUGGGAGUUCAGCGAGUGCAUGGUUAAUAUUUGUCUCCCCACCCAAAGGAAUGUAGGGCCCUUCACCCUGUGUUUAAUGUCAUUAUUUGUUUAUGAAUAAUGUUUUUGUUGAUGGAGCCGGUGCUAAUGUCUGCUCAUUUUCUUGCCAGUAUGUAAACAUUAGUUGGGUUAGAGGUUCUUUUUGGGAGGAUAGACUUGGACAGCUUUUUGGGUGAGGUUUUUUUUUUUUUGUUUUUUUUUGUUUGUUUUAUUGUUUAAUUCUGUUUUGCCUGUUGCCAUUGAAUGAACUGUCUGAAGUCUCAGAGGUCAAAGUGCCUUGAUCUGUCUUAGUACACACGUGUUAAAACAUGACACUUUAAAAAAAAAGAUGUUAAGUCAUGGAGAGGAAUGUGAAUGACUAUUAGAGCCCUUCAUUUUUGUUUUGUACCCAAAAGCAAAAUAAAUGCACAAAAGUUUAUAAAUAAAUAUAUUUUUUAUCAUCA